GUGUCGCUGGCCCGGGCUCACUUCGAGAAGCAGCCGCCGGCCAACCUGCGCAAGUCCAACUUCUUCCACUUCGUGCUGGCCAUGUACGACCGGCAGGGCCAGCCCGUGGAGGUGGAGCGCACCUGCUUCAUCGACUUCGUGGAGAAGGAGCGGGAGCAGAACGGGGAGAAAACCAACAAUGGCAUCCACUACCGGCUGCAGCUGCUCUACAGCAACGGGCUCCGGACCGAGCAGGAUUUGUACGUGCGCCUCAUUGACUCCAUGUCCAAGCAGGCCAUCAUUUACGAGGGGCAGGACAAGAACCCCGAGAUGUGCCGGGUGCUGCUGACCCACGAGAUCAUGUGCAGCCGCUGCUGUGACAAGAAGAGCUGCGGGAACCGCAACGAGACGCCCUCGGACCCCGUCAUCAUCGACAGGUUUUUCCUCAAGUUUUUCCUCAAGUGCAACCAGAACUGCCUGAAAAACGCCGGGAACCCGCGGGACAUGCGGCGCUUCCAGGUUGUGGUGUCCACCACGGUGCACGUGGACGGCCACGUGCUGGCCGUGUCCGACAAUAUGUUCGUCCACAACAACUCCAAGCAUGGCCGGCGCGCCCGGCGCCUUGACCCCUCCGAAGCAGCCACCCCCUGCAUCAAGGCCAUCAGCCCCAGCGAGGGCUGGACCACGGGCGGUGCCACCGUCAUCGUCAUCGGGGACAACUUUUUCGAUGGCCUCCAGGUGCUCUUCGGCACCGUCCUGGUGUGGAGCGAGCUCAUCACCCCCCACGCCAUCCGCGUGCAGACCCCCCCCCGCCACAUCCCGGGGGUUGUGGAGGUGACAUUGUCCUACAAGGCCAAGCACUUCUGCAAGGGCGCCCCCGGACGCUUCGUCUACACCGCCCUGAACGAGCCCACCAUCGAUUACGGGUUCCAGCGGCUGCAGAAGGUGAUCCCGCGGCACCCCGGGGACCCCGAGCGCCUGCCCAAGGAGGUGCUGCUGAAGCGCGCGGCCGACCUGGUGGAGGCGCUUUAUGGGGUCCCCCACAGCAACCAGGACGUGCUGCUGAAGCGGGCGGCCGAUGUGGCCGAGGCUCUCUACAGUGUCCCCAGGGCCCCCGCGCAUGUCACUGUCCCCUCCUUCGGCGGGGGACAGCUCGGCCUCGCCAUGGGCGACUCCCCGCAGGGCUCCGAGCAAGGGUUCUCGCGCAGCCCCGGGUCCCCCCCGGCGCGAGGGUUCGGCCCCCCGGGCUCGGCCCCCCAGCCAGGCUUCGCCGGGGCUACCGGCGGCUUCGGCGGGGCCACCAUGGCCGGGCUGGGCGUCCCCGGGUCCCCCCCGAGCUUCCUGAGCGGCUCCACGGCCACCUCCCCCUACGCCAUCCUGCCUGCCAGUCCCCCGCUGGGCACCUCGUCGGUCACUGUCACCUCGGGUCCUGGCGCGGCCACCCCGCCUGGUGGCUUCUCCUUCUCGCCGGUGACGAUGAUCUCGGCCGUGAAGCAGAAGAGCGCCUUCGCCCCCGUGCUGCGGCCACCGGGCUCCCCCCCGCCCUGCGCCAGCGCCCUGCAAGACCCGGCUUUCGAGGACUCGGACAAAUUCCACGCUCCGGCUCGGCCGCUCCAGGGAUUGGCCUAUUCCUAAGGAUGGAAUAUCCGGAGGGGCUCUGCACCCCCCAUCCCACUGGGACAGCAGCGGGGACACGGACUGGGGACAUCCCUGUCCCCUGUGCCCACCCCUCGGAGCUGGGAUGGCACUGGAGCCGCCACACGGAACGGGAUGAGGGGACCCAGCCCCGCGAUGUCCCCACCCUGGGUGACCCCGGCCCAGCCUGGCUGAGGGGGGAGUUGGGGAAAUCCUGGAAUGAGCCAAAAUUCCCGGGUUUGGCCUCAGGAAGAGGAGGAGAGAGCCGGGAAUGGGGGGCAGCGGAGGGCGCAGGAUGGAGGUGCCAGGAUGGGAGGAGGAAUGGUCCAAGUGAGAUGGAUGAUCUGGGAUAGAGGGGAUGAUCCAAGGUGGGAAGGAUGGUCCAGGAUGGGAAGGAUGAUCCAAGGUGGGAUGGAUGAUCCAAGGUGGGAUGGAAGCUCUGGAAAAGGAUGGAAGAUCCAAGGUGGGAUGGAUGAUCCAAGGUGGGAUGGAAGCUCUGGAAAAGGAUGGAUGAUCCAAGGUGGGAUGGAUGAUCCAAGGUGGGAUGGAAGCUCUGGAAUAGGAUGGAAGAUCCAGGUGGGAUGGAAGAUCCAGGUGGGAUGGAGGAUCCAAGGUGGGAUGGAAGCUCUGGAAAAGGAUGGAUGAUCUUGGAUGGGAUGGAUGAUCCAAGGUGGGAUGGGUGCUCCAGGAUGGGAUGGAUGCUUUGGAAUAGGAUGGAUGCUCCAGGUGGGUGGGAUAUUCCAGAUGGGACGGAUUUUCUGGAGCAAGAUGGAUAUCGACAAUUUAGAGGGAUGUAGAAGGAAAACAUGGAUGAGCCUGGGUAGGUGGGAUGAUGUGGAAUGGGAUGGAUGGAUGGAGGGAGGGAUGGAUGGAUGGAUGGAGGGAGGGAUGGAU
Molecule: messenger RNA, 2508 nt
Organism: Corvus hawaiiensis (hawaiian crow)
Lineage: Eukaryota; Metazoa; Chordata; Aves; Passeriformes; Corvidae
Product: transcription factor COE4-like
Exons: 15
Coding region: 82-1614 (510 amino acids)
Biological process (GO): regulation of transcription by RNA polymerase II
Molecular function (GO): RNA polymerase II cis-regulatory region sequence-specific DNA binding; DNA-binding transcription factor activity, RNA polymerase II-specific
Source: RefSeq, a predicted model, not a curated record